ACAUAAUAUUUUAAUGCCUUCUUAGUUGCUAUAGCCAGCUGACACAGCAUUGUUGUACUUGCUCUAAAUGGUGCGAAUAUUCCUCUCAUGAUCUGAUUCCUACUCUUUCCCUUGCUUGCAGCUACAGCUGUCCCAGAUCCCCCACGGCUCCGUCCCCGUCGCUCUUCAUUUCUCAUUCUCACCGGGCAAUCGCAUCCUCGGAGCUCGUCGCGGCAUCGCAAUGGUGGUCUCGUACACGCAGGAGCACGUGUACCGCCACCCCUGGCACCGCGUCACCGCAGCGGCGUGGCGCAAGUUCACGGACCCGGCGGCGCGCGAGGCGCCGCUCUCCCACAUCCUCGACGUGGAGACGCUCUCCCGCGACGUCGACCCGCGCGCCGGGCGCCUCCACGCCGUGCGCGUCAUCGCGGGCCGGCCCCCUCCGCUCCCGCUCCUCGUCCGCGGCCUCGUCGCCAGCGCGGGCGCCGGCGACCUCGUGCUCUGCGUGGAGCGCACCUCCGUGGACGCGGCCGCGCGCGCCAUGCGCGUGGUCUACCGCAACGCCACCUUCCGGCGGCUCGUGGACGUGGAGGAAGUGUGCAGCUACGCGCCGCACCCGGACCGGCCGGACGACUGGACGGUGUUCACGCAGGAGACGCGCAUCCGGUGCGCGCCGCUGGCCGCCGUGUCGGCCACGGUGGCCGAGAUGGUGGAGCGGCGGUGCGCGGAGAGCUUCGUGCAGAACGCGGCCAAGGGGAUGGAGGUCGUCGAGAGGAUCUGCGAAGGCCUCGCCGACGGAGAAAAGUAGGAGCAGAGCAUUGGGCGCUACUUAUUUUUGCUUGCUCUCUGUUUCUGAAUUCUGAUACUGUGUAUGUAAAUACCAGGAGGCAAUAAAAACCGUAAAUUCACAA
Lolium perenne is the source of this 890-nucleotide messenger RNA. RefSeq lists its product as uncharacterized. The record is from RefSeq and is a predicted model, not a curated record. Gene Ontology annotation, cellular component: mitochondrial intermembrane space. Lineage: Eukaryota; Viridiplantae; Streptophyta; Magnoliopsida; Poales; Poaceae.